AUGGCUAGUGUUUCAACCGCCCCGGCACCUGGGAUGCAUCAAAUCGACUUGUCGAAGCUUAAUUUGAAUCAGUUGGCUCAACUGAAGCAGCAACUUGAUCAAGAGCUGAACGUAUUUCAAGACUCUUUACAAACGCUUAAAAUAGCUCAACGGAAAUUUGUAGAAUCUGGUGAGAGUGUUGAAAAACUUAAACCAGAAACAAAGGGCAGAACCUUGUUGGUUCCAUUAACAGGAUCAAUGUAUGUACCUGGCACAAUAGCCGAUUCAGAGAAUGUGAUCAUUGAUAUUGGGACUGGAUAUUAUGCCCAAAAAAAUGUUGCCGGAGCAAAGGACUAUUUUGAUAGGAAAGUGAAGUUUGUAACAGAGCAAAUGGAAAAAAUACAAGUCCUAGGAAUUGAAAAAACCAAAGUGCGAGAAGCAAUUUGUAUGAUGAUAGAAAUGAAAGUUCAAGCACAGGCACAGAAUACAUCAACAUCAUAA
Pieris macdunnoughi is the source of this 480-nucleotide messenger RNA. The record is from the annotation of a GenBank genome assembly. NCBI's taxonomy places the organism in Eukaryota, Metazoa, Arthropoda, Insecta, Lepidoptera, Pieridae.